UCCGUAGUUUAGAUAAACUGUCUGUAGAACGGAAUUCGUAAUAUGGCGGCUACUUAUUACAGAUCGCUUUUAACGUCUCCUAGUAAAUCUAUCCUAACCUUUAUGAUAAAAAGUAUAAAACUGAACUAAAUCCCUCUCUCAAAGAACCCAGUGGACCAGCAGAUAUCACACUUAUAUGAUAUUGCCCAGUAGACAGAAAGAUAUCGCUAUAUAGAAGGCAUUCUUCUAAAAAUAAUGGACCACCAGUCUGUUCUCAACCAACGACUAUGAAAGUUAUUCUCUGCAAUCUAUUUCUCCAUACGGUUCCAGUGUAUUAAAAGACUCGCCUCUCCUCUUCACACUAGUUCUCUGAAAUAGUUAGAGUUUAUGUUGGCAUUUCACUGCUACCACUAUUGUUGUAGUAGUCAGUCAUUUGAAAUAUGAUUUCUUUUGAUAAAACCCCGGUCUCCUCAGAAACCUGCCAUUCUGUUAUGCAAUCGUACCCUAAUCAGUCAUCUAAUAUUCCAGAAACAGCUAUGUACUCCCCUUCAUUUGCACUGCCUAAUGACAUGGGGUCUCGUUUACAGUAUACCAAGCCUGCUGCCACUUUACCAAACAAUUCUAUACAAGAACAGGCCCCUUACUUAUAUUCAAGUUUUCAACAACAGACUACAAUUCAAUAUCCAACCACUAAUAACUCGCUAGUUGAUAAUAGCAAUCUUGCUGUGCUACACCAACCAACGAGAUCAGAACUACCAGUUUCAAAUAACAAUCUGAUAAAUGUAUAUUCAAAUAGUGUUUCUCAGUCAUUUUAUAACCAGACAUUACAGAGUGAAGAAAGUGUUAAUCUAAUGCGUGCUAGGCCUUCAGAUGGAUUAUUAAAAGAGUCACCUCCCAAAGACCGGAUUUAUGAACACAUAUCCCAUGCACAUUCUAUUUCCAAAUCCCACAAAAAGAUAACAGAACUCAGUGAUGAAGAUUUGUCUUCAAGAUUCCCAUCUAGCCCUCUGAUAAGUUCCAAAAUUAAGCCCUCAUCAUUAACUUUAUACUCUAGUAUUUGCAAGUCGUUGUCGUCGUCAUCGUCAUCAUCUGUUGAAAACAAGAAGAGAAGGCGUUCGCGCUCACGUUCUUCUUCACCGUCUUACUCACGAUCAAAGUCUCCUAGUUCCUACUCGAGAUCCAGAUCGUCAUCUAGAAGAAAGUCUUCGAGAAGAUCUCGAUCUAAAAGCCCUUAUUCAAAAGGCAGAGGUCACUCGGACAAACCCCGAUACAGCUCUAGGUUGAAUGAGAAUGACAAGUCAUCCAAGAGAUCAUCGCGAUCGAGGAGUCGAGAGAAGGACUACCAUAGGGAGACAUCCCAAGGUGAUAAAUACAGAGCAUCAAGUAGACAUAGGUCAUAUAACACAGACAGUAACCAUUCCUCGACAACAGAUAAAUCUAUCACAUCAAAAGACGAUCGAUUAGCCAUCGACAAAGUCAAGUUACACAAUAUUGCAGUUGAGAAACUGAUCAAAUCUGGAACUGCAGCCAAAGAAGAUAUUGCAUCAUUGCGAGCUGGUGGGAAAACUGUUGAAGAGUUAAUAAAUUAUUGUAAACAGAUAUCACAAAAGGAACACGAGUCCAGUUCUGAUAAUUCUUUGUAUGAUUCAAAGAAACCUGAAGAAGAAAUUGAAAUCACAAACCAUCCUUUCAAACGACCAGAGAAUAAUUGUAUAGUCCAGGCUGUUAGAAGUGCUAUUUUAAAUAUGAAGAAUAACAAACACCACCAACUGCCCUCCCCUCAAGAUAUGGUGAAAGAUUCACCCUUAAGGCUUCAAUUCCCGGUGUCCAGUGGCAGCCAACAUCGUGCUAAAGAACUUCAGUCAACCACAGGUCAAUUAGGCUUUCAGAAAAACUCUACAGCUCACUCUGUGUAUGCUCCAGGAAGGAAUGGUAAACUCGAUUCCUUGGAUACAAACUCAAAUUCAGACCAAGUAUUUCCUGAAGACUGCCAACAGGAUUUCAAUAUAACUCAAGUGAUGACUGAACGUAUGAAUGCUGUGAAGAAACUGCAGAAGAACCCUCAUGACACCCAAGCCUUAGGCACCAUGUAUCGAGCACAGAAAGAGUUGAAUCGGUGGGCUCAGUCAAAGCAGUUACCUGGUUUAUUUACUGGAAGUACUGGGGCCAAAGUGAUGACGCUUGAGGAGUUAAAUGGACCUGACAAAAAAUUACAAGCUUGGGCGAAAAAGCAACAAAUAAUCAAUGCUGCUCCUGUGAAAGGUGGCAUUGGUAUGCACUUACUACAGAAGAUGGGUUGGCGCGAAGGGGAAGGACUCGGCAAGAACAGCAAAGGACCGACAGAGCCCAUCAUUGUCAAUGUGAAAAUUGACCGCAAAGGUCUCACAUCACAUGGUGAAGAUCCAAAGAAAUCUCAAGCUGUAGAACUGGCUAAACACAUUUCAGGUAAACAUCCUGUCUCUGCUUUGGUUGAACUAAGCAACAAAUUAAAGUGGGGUGCUCCGAUAUUCCAGCAGAUUGAAGAGAGGGGCCCCGACCACAAAAAGACUUUUAAAUACAAGGUUUCUGUCAACAACAUCACAUACCAACCGACCACUUCGAGCAACAGCAAGAAGACAGGCCGUGCCAAAGCCGCUAUUGUUUGUCUUCACAAUCUCGGCUUGCUGCCCAAAGAAUUCUCAGUAUAAUAGUCUCCUUAGAUCUAUCCCCCACCCCCCACAACUCCAACUCCAACUUUCUUAUUUUCCAUGCAAAAAAUGUUUCAGUUAUUUCUUUCUGUUUGUUAAACUACAA
Molecule: messenger RNA, 2772 nt
Organism: Octopus sinensis (East Asian common octopus)
Lineage: Eukaryota; Metazoa; Mollusca; Cephalopoda; Octopoda; Octopodidae
Product: protein SON
Exons: 12
Coding region: 420-2666 (748 amino acids)
Biological process (GO): regulation of mRNA splicing, via spliceosome; regulation of cell cycle
Molecular function (GO): RNA binding
Source: RefSeq, a predicted model, not a curated record